Messenger RNA from Toxorhynchites rutilus septentrionalis, 1151 nucleotides. RefSeq names its product charged multivesicular body protein 2a (gene Vps2). Gene Ontology annotation, biological process: endosome transport via multivesicular body sorting pathway; late endosome to vacuole transport; protein transport. Lineage: Eukaryota; Metazoa; Arthropoda; Insecta; Diptera; Culicidae. The record is from RefSeq and is a predicted model, not a curated record. The transcript has 2 exons. Gene Ontology annotation, cellular component: ESCRT III complex; multivesicular body. Bases 152 to 859 code for a protein of 235 amino acids.
GUUUUUGGUUCGCUGUUUCACCUUCACUCUGUGGAUGAGUCAGUAAUUGGAAACAAAUUCAGGGAGAGUUGAUCGCGAAAGAUUAAUAAACCACCGUAGUGCAAUUAUACUUGUGUUUUUUUCUGUAAAUUUGUACACAACCUGCGUUAAAAUGGAGUGGUUAUUCGGCAAAAAGAUGACUCCGGACGAGAUGAUGCGGAAGAACCAACGAGCCCUGAACAAGGCAAUGCGAGAUUUGGACCGGGAGAAAAUGAAGAUGGAACAGCAGGAGAAGAAAAUUAUCGCCGAUAUCAAGAAGCUCGCCAAGGAGAACCAGUUGGACGCGGUCAAGAUAAUGGCAAAGGAUCUGGUCCGAACGAGGCGUUACGUGCGGAAAUUUAUGCUCAUGAAGGCGAACAUCCAGGCCGUUUCGCUGAAGAUACAAACGCUAAAGUCGCAGAAUGCUAUGGGAGAAGCGAUGAAGGGUGUCACGAAGGCAAUGAGCAAUAUGAAUCGUCAGCUGAAUUUGCCACAGAUACAGAAGAUUCUGCACGAGUUCGAGAAGCAGUCGGAGAUUAUGGACAUGAAGGAGGAAAUGAUAAACGACGCGAUGGAUGACGCAAUGGAGGACGAAGGCGAUGAGGAGGAAACUGAUGCCAUUGUGUCACAGGUUCUGGAUGAGCUGGGUCUGCAGCUUAACGAUCAGCUUUCCGGUCUUCCGCAAGCAUCAGGAUCACUGUCGGUGGCUGGUGGCGUGAAGACGCCCCAAGCGGCAGCUGUCGGGGGUGGCGCGGCACCAGGCGGCUCCGGAGCAGGCUCUCCGGUUUCUGAUGCUGAUGCAGAUCUUCAAGCGCGAUUAGACAAUCUUCGGAGAGAGUAAAGAUGAUUGCUGGGAUGUUAUUCGGAGCUGGAAUGCACAUUAUGUACUAUCAUUCAUGGAUUAUGUAGUGGCAAGAAUUCCGAAUAUCUGCUAUGUUUUAGUCUUUCUACGGAAAGCAACUACUUGAUUCUGAUUAUUAUAUUUACUGCUAUUUUUUUAUUCAAAGUUGCUAGUUUCGUCAAUUGAAAAUCUAAUUUUCAUAUGUUCGUAUGGCGCAACAUUGUAUACAGCGUGAAGUGUACGGAAGAAACAUAUUUACGAAUAAAUGUUUAUCAUUUAGGUUCAUGCUUCA